AGAAUCCAAACCCCGAGUGAGUGCUCAAGGUUGUAUCAAUUUACGUGGUGUAAGAGGCCCAGGGGGCGAGCUGGGGGGGCUGGGGCCCCUGAGAGCACGAGUGAGGGUAGGCCUGAGAGGUAUGGAGGGCCAGGUGAUGUGACGUCUAGAUAAUUAUGGGAGAGAAGGUGGGUAACACGGAGGUCCUCGUUGGGGGGGUCGGAGGCGUAUGGCACCAAGCACGUCUCACCCUCGAGGCCGACCAUCUGUUUGUCACACUCACUGACCUGGAUGAACUCAAUAAUCUUCAAGGCUCUGAUGGAGAAAGUGCACCAAGUGAUGUUCCCGAGCCAAUUGCAAGUCAAAAACGAGUUGUCCAGAUCUGCAAGUCUGAUAAUAAUGGCCUUGGUAUCUCCAUUAAAGGUGGCAGGGAGAACAAGAUGCCAAUCCUCAUAUCUAAAAUUUUCAAGGGUAUGGCAGCUGACUUGACUGAGAAUCUGUACGUAGGAGAUGCUAUUCUCUCUGUCAAUGGGGAGGAUCUGAAGGAGGCUACACAUGAUGAAGCGGUGCGUGCUCUAAAGAGGGCUGGGAAAGUUGUCACACUUGAAGUGGUGCCCUCCUUCUAUGUUACAGUCAAGUAUCUGCGAGAAGUGACACCUUAUUUCCGCAAAGCGUCGGUAAUGGCGGAUAUUGGGUGGGAGCUCCAGACCGGUUUUUUGGGUGCUGAAAAUGGGUUUCUGACCACUGAUGAAGACAGAAGCUCCCCAGUUAUGAGUAAUGGGCCAGAUACAAGAUCAGUUCCUCUCCUCUUCUGCCAUCUUACACAGAAUUUUAGAUGUGAAGAACCUCACAGCAUUGAGCUGCACUCUCCUGAUCGCCUACAUUGUCUCAUAAUGAAGUGCUCCUCAGAAGCAGACAUUGCCAGCUGGUACAAUGCCUUGCACUCGACGCUAGAUCGCCUCACCAUUUCUGCACUCAUUCACGCCAACAAAAUGCUUGGAGACGUGCUAGACAAAGCUACGAUACAUCACAUGGGUUGGCUUAAGCUGAAAAUAGAUCAAGGUAAAGAUGAAUGGGAGCCUCAGUUUUGUGCUGUAACUGACCAUGAUAUGAUCCUCUUCCAAGAAGUCCCAUGGACAAAAGAGGCUUGGGCCAACCCUCUUGUUUUCUAUCCACUUUUGGCUACCAGAAUUGUUAAUUCAACACACAAGGGAUCGUUGGGUGGUAGUGAGCCAAUUACGAUGACAAUGCGUUGUGGCACCCAAGAAGGGGUAGCCAUGAGUGUCUUCCAGCACGACACACAUCGUGACUUGGCAACUUGGGUGAAAGUGUUGGUACAGGGUGCACACACCGCUGUUCAGAGACAGAAGGAAGUUGCUUGUUACUGUGAGUGGCGAGGAGUCGAGGCCAAAUUAGUGCUUCAUCACGAAGAAGGCUUCACGCUAUUGUCCACACAUGAUGCUGCUGGUGGUAGGGGUCGCGUUCUGUGGACCCAACCAUUCCACAAGUUACUUAUGAGCUCUGAUGAUGGGGCGAGGCUAAUUUGGCUUCGUUUUGAUGGAGACAUGGAAGUGGAGUUGGACUUGAAAACCAACCCCAAGCCUUUUGUCUUCAUACUCCACACCUUCCUCUCAGCCAAGGUCCAUCAGCAGUCCCUCACUUCCUGACGUAAGCUAGAGCAGCCAAUGUCAACAAAAGCAUUGGGGCCAUUACACUCCAAAAAGGUUAUUAAUCCUGAGCAGUUAACAAAAACAAAACCAACAAGCCAGAUGAACCCAGGCAAGGCAGGGAAACCCAGCCUCCACACGCAAGGAAGACCGUCCACCCAGGUAGAUUCAAGUGUAAUUAGCCAUCCUGAACAGCGUAAGCCAGUAAAGCCACCACGGAGUCAGGUAGAUUUAAAUAAAGCUGGACCAGCAGCAAAUAAGCCAAGUUGGAGUGCCAGUUAAAGCAUUGCACUGUCUAUUUAUGGUUUAUACAGGAAAUGGGAACAGUCAAUAUUCAGAGGAAAUUCUUUAUAUUGGUAGAAGGCUAAAACAUUCAAGAAGUUUUUUGCUAUGAGUGUAUUUUAAGAAGGAAACAAAAUUUCUUUUUCACAUUUGUUUUUAACCAAUAUAAAUAUAAUAUCAGAACAGCUAUACAAAACUGAAAUAGUAUCAUGACACAAGAAGACUAUCACUCUGGCUAAUCCUAAUAUUAACAAUGUGAAAUUUUUAACGAUAAUGAAAUUUUGUUGUACCGUAUUAAUGAUUAGGAAAUACUAUGCUUAAAGUGGAAAUAAAGGGAGAAAGUCAAGAACAGUGUUGCAGUUGAGGAUAAAUCUGUAUGCAUAAGAGAUGUGGGCAGCAGCCAUUGAUUAGCAUUUGAGGAUAAGCCCAAAACUGGAGACAUUGAGUUUACCGACCAUACCAUUCUUCUCUCUUCCUGUUCCGUCUUCUUGGUGUCGACAGCUCAACUCAGGAACCAUAAGCUGGGGAAGUUAUUGACCCCUGUAUUUUUGAUGAAUGCUUUUCUUGCUCUUUGAACUUCUAGCUUUGCUGUUACCCUAAUAAGUAAUAGUUGAGAUUAGAUAGAAACUAAAGCAUAUCUUUGCGUGGUUCUCUGGGCACACGUUAUAAAUUAUUUCUUAUUGUCUAGUAAAGAUGGUGCAGAGUACAUACCAGGUACAGUAUUUCACUUGUUUGUGGCAAAUUUUUAGUUAGCCUUUGAUUUAAAAUUAAAAUUAUUUUGAUUUGUAUGUCGCCCAAAUUCUUGGGUGCCACUUAAAAUGUUACUUAAUAUCACCUAAAUGUCACUUAAAAUUCUUGUUAAUGGUAUGGGGGAAUGCCAUGGGAUAUAUAAACUUUUUGUGUUGGGGUAGUCUUGAACAUUUUAAUUAAACAGCUAGCCCUAGAUAGUCUGUGCAUCAGACAUAGUAAAUGAUGGUCAUUAAAUUCACAAAUUGGUUUCUUACCGGCUACUGAUUGUAAGAUGUAUGCAAACAUGUGCGGAAGUCAGGAAACGAGUAUCGAAUCACCGUGAAGUGGGCAUUCGUAGCCGUUAUACGUAUGCGUUCCCUCGUCCAUCUAAGUAAUGGAGGAGGGAGUAAUAUAACCUCACCAGAUCUUUUCAGAUACGUACCCCCCCCCCCCCCCCCCCCAAAAAAAAACCGUGUUUAUAUUUUUUGCCUGCCAUUCUCAGAUGGCUUGGAGCACAUCACCAAAACACCAUUCUCGGCAUUCUGUGCUUGACAUUAUUGGCCCGAUUUGUUUUAUUAUUAAGAUGGGACGGUAUUUCUGCAGUACACCAUUGGCUUGCUGUGAGAAACCUCCCAUUGUUAAAAACAUACUUAAUUCAUAAGAUGCUGCUGCCUUUUAAUGAUAAGUAUAAAUGAAUGCCAAGGAAUUCUGUAAUGAUAGGCUUAACAUUAUUAGUAGAGAUGCGCAUCACUAGUUGUGAUAAGGAGGUACUAGUGCCAGAUUAUCGUGGCUACUGAAUUUUUUACGCACAAUCAAAAGAUGGUGAUGUUAAUGAAAUAUAGCUUUUUCUCUAAUGGAUGUAGAGCUUGUAUCCAUUAUGAAUUAUACCUUAUAAGUUACACAAAAUGACAAGCUUUUUAUUAUAAGCUGUUCAACUGAUAUGGGGCUGUUGGGUACCCAUUUGUCUUGGAAGCUCAGAUUGUUUGGCAAUAAUCCUGUGCUUGCUAUUCGGGAGUGUUUUUCCGUAUCUUUGGUAGAAAUUGCACUUUUCCAUACUUCCUCUGUGUUUCAAGUAAAUGUGUUUUAAGUGUUUUACUGUUUUUUGUGAAGAGAUUUUGGAGAGAGAGCAUGUUUUUUAUAUAUUGGCUGAUAUUAUUGGAGGGCCAAUAAUAUUUCAUCCACCCGCAACAAAUACCAUACAUACGAUUGACAGAUUAAGGCAAAAAUUCCUCCUUCCUAACAGAGUAAACAUUAUAUGGUAAAGGAAACCUGUACAAUAUUAAAAUGAUUAAAACCAUUUUAUUUUUUUAGUAUGUAUAUUUCUUGUGGUGAUGGAGUGUGAAAGGCUUACUCAAAUGCUAUUGACUAUGCAGGUUAAAGGUUUUGUCAAUGCUUUAAUGUGUAUGGACAAGUUUGGCCUCAAUUAUUCGUUGAAGUAUCAAUCGCUGGGAAAGUAAAGAAAUGUAGAGAUGGUCAUUUGCCAAAUAUUAGUUUGUGAAAGUUCUUAUGCCUGUGCCACUGAGCUCUGAGUGUGGGAGUAGGACUUGUAUGCAACUAUAUAUAUAUUACAGUUUAGGCUCAUAAAAUCUAAAUUUUAGUAUUGGUAAUUGAUAAUUUACAAAAUGCAGGAUUUCUGAUCUAAACAUUUGUGGAUGCUUGCUCUAGUCUGUCUGGAAGUUUGUGUAAUUGACCAUUUUAAUACUAAAAUUUGUCAAAGUGAAAAGAACAAUAUUACUGAACUAAAAUGCAUGAAAGGUCUCAUGUGAGCAUUUAUAUCUUAAAAUAAUUCAGUUUAUGAAAAUUGUAUUCAUGCCCUGCUGUAGGUUUCCAAGCUAGCACUUGAGAAAAUUUCCUUUGAUGUGAUUUCUUCCAUUAAGACCACCACACUCGUAUCAGUACACUGUAGUGUGAAAAUAAAUGAAACAUUCUGAAUCAUUAUAAAAAUUCAGCUUCACACACAAAUCUGAUCUUCAUAAAACAUGCAUGCUGCUGCUCUUUUGUUUGGCUGAUUAUAUUAGGGCUCUAUUAUAAUUAGAUUACCACAUACAUUUAAAAAUAUGUAGGCAGUUUUUCAAUGAUAUAAUGUUCUGUGGUUAUAGAUAAAAUUUGGAAUAUAAAAUUCAUUCAAUUUUCUUGUGCUUGGCAUGUGGACCUGUGUUUAAUGUGCCAAUGACCCCAGUUGUUCUGGAACUAGAGUAGUUCCAGAACACUUAAUUGUAAUUACCACUUUGGUAAUUAGUUUAUGGCACACUUGGUCAUCUUGAUUUGUGUGUGUGUGUGUUGAGUGAACCAAGUGCAGAAUUUCUCCCCAAAAAAUGUUCUUAGUUUAUGUAUGGUUAAAGAGUUAACUGUGAAUACGGUAUGUAGAGAUUGAUUACAGCUCUGUGCAUCUUGUUAUACACUCCCAAGUUGAAUAACAAAUUGCAGUACUGUUGUGUUUACCUCAUUUGCACCUUCACUUACUGCAUGAGACCUCUUCAUUGCUCCUGAUGUUUAGUUUUGUAUCUGGCAGUCUCUGUUUUAACAUUCAAGAUCGAGUUCUCUUAUAUUCUUCGUUGAUUUGGCCGUCUCGUGUUUGAUUGCACAAUAGUGAGUAGGCUAGUCAUAAUAUAUACUGCUUUUGUUUAAACUUGCAUGUCUUGCAUUGGAAAAGAUAGCAUUUCUUAUCACUACAGAAAGAUUGAAAUGAGUAUUUAUUCCUGCAGCUCUUUUUGUACACUUAUUCAAUUUGAUCCCAUCCACUAAGUCUUUCAGAAUACCUUCAGCUCCUUUUCUAAUAAUCUUAAGCUCCUGCCAUCACGUUUAUUGAAUAAUUAUUUAAUGAGUUACUCAUGUGGAUGAAUGAACAGUGCAUGCAAUAAACUUCCCUGUUGUCUUCCUUAGUUAAUAAUACAGAUGAACUUGUCGUAAUUGUUCAAGGCUGUAUGAAAAACGUGAUUUUUUUUUUUAUUUUAUCUUUUUUUUUUUUAUUAAGACCAAAGGCUGGAGAAAACAAAGAUAAAAGUUAUGUUCCAAGUAUGUAAUCUCAUUUUACCUGUUGUAUUCCAUUGUGCUAAAUGUGCAUUUUUUUUAUACGUGGUUUCAAUUAGGAUGACCAAAAUAUUUAAUUACAUGUACUCUUU
Molecule: messenger RNA, 5779 nt
Organism: Procambarus clarkii (red swamp crayfish)
Lineage: Eukaryota; Metazoa; Arthropoda; Malacostraca; Decapoda; Cambaridae
Gene: Syn1
Product: Syntrophin-like 1
Cellular component (GO): dystrophin-associated glycoprotein complex; intracellular anatomical structure
Molecular function (GO): structural molecule activity; protein binding
Source: RefSeq, a predicted model, not a curated record